Armigeres subalbatus is the source of this 396-nucleotide messenger RNA. RefSeq lists its product as uncharacterized. Gene Ontology annotation, cellular component: phosphopantothenoylcysteine decarboxylase complex. Gene Ontology annotation, biological process: coenzyme A biosynthetic process. The transcript has a single exon. The coding region runs from base 1 to 381 and encodes 126 amino acids. NCBI's taxonomy places the organism in Eukaryota, Metazoa, Arthropoda, Insecta, Diptera, Culicidae. The record is from RefSeq and is a predicted model, not a curated record. Gene Ontology annotation, molecular function: FMN binding; phosphopantothenoylcysteine decarboxylase activity.
AUGAUUGUUACCCACCAUACGGAGCAUUUCUUCUUUGCCUCGGACAUCCCAGAAGAUGUCCACAUGCAGCGGGGCGCCGACGAGUGGAGUAGUUGGGGCGGGUGUGGCGAUUCCGUCCUACACAUCGAACUGGGCAAGUGGGCCGAUCUGAAGCUGGUGGCACCACUGAACGCAAACACACUAACUAAAAUGGCAUACGGUUUGUCCAACAAUCUACUACUCUGUACGGCGAGGGCAGGGGGCUUUGGAAAACCGUUGUUCUUUGCCCCGGCCACGAACCACAUACAACAGUCUUGGUCUCGGUCUCAGUCCAAAGCUGCCGGCAAAUGCGUUCAAGUGCUUUUGGCCUCAAUGUCAUUGCGAAAGGCAAACAAACUGUAACGAGAGAUAUGAAAA